CUGUGUAAACAACUUCUUUCUAUUUCUUUUGGCUAAGACAAGUCACAAGAUGAAAGCACUUAUAUUAACAAUACAUGUAGUUGCAGUAGUAUUGAGCUGUAACAGUUAUAGAGCAGAUGCUGAAGAUGUCAAGAAAGUCCACAUCAUAUUUAUGAAUCAUUUAGAUGUAGGAUAUGAUGGGUUGCUGCCAGAAGAAUUGGGCUUUAUUAAUAAUGUCCUCAAUAAAUACUUUGUUGAGUAUUUCCCAAGAGCCAUCAGAUUAUCAGAACAGCUAAGGAUGCUGGGAUAUUAUGAGAAGUUUAUAUACACAACCCAUCCAUGGCUAGUGUCCCUUUACUUGAACUGUCCACCUAAUCUUAUUUUAUCUGGUAUAAAGUUAAAGUGUCCAAAUACAACUGAAUUGAGCUCAUUUGUAAAUGCUGUGAAGCAAGGAGACAUCACAUGGCAUGCUGGACCAAUGAAUAUGCAGUUUGAGGUUAUGGAUGUAGAACUUGCUAGAUUUGGGAUCAAGUUGAGUAAGGAUUUGGAUGACAAAAUGAACAUUGUCAGGAAAUUCAGAACACUAAGCCAAAGAGAUGUACCAGCAAUGACACAGGGCAUUGUGCCUAUUUUAGAAGAGGAGGGUGUGGCAGCCAUCAAUGUGGGUGUCAAUACAGUUACAGCCCCUCCUGCUGUCCCUCCAAUUUUCAGAUGGAAAUUCCAGAACUCCUCUGUAAUAGGAAUAUGGCAUCCAGGUGGCUAUCCUGAUAAUCCUGGAAAAAACCCUGCUACUCCUGGAGGGUUAUCUAGACAUAAUUGUGCAACAUUCCCUGGCUUUGACCAUGCACUUUGCUUUGGUUUUAGGACAGAUAAUAGUGGACCUCCAAUGAACAUUGCUGAAGUAUUAUUAUACUAUGAGAUAGCCAGAUCACAGUUUCCUGGAGCUGAUGUACAGGCAACACCAUUUGAAGAUUUUGUUGAAGCUCUUCAGCCAAUCAAAGACAAGCUUCCUAUUAUUGAUAAAGAGUUUGGAGAUACAUGGAUAGAAGGAACAGGAUCUGAUCCCAGGAAAGUUGCUGAAAUGAGGGCUUUGAUGAGAGCUAGAUCUAAAUGUUUAGAAAUAGAAACUGGUUGUUCCUUGUCAGACAGUAGAAUUUACAAUGCAAGUGUAUUGAUGUUAAAGUUAGGAGAACAUACCUGGGGUUUGAGUAGUGUGUUUGACAGUGUACAUUGGACAAAUGAUAAAUUUUAUGCCAUGCUGGACAACAAAAAGAAAAAUAUAAAUUUAACAAAUGGUGUAUUAUCCUGGCAAGAACAGAGAAACUUUAGUUAUAUGGCAAUAGAUGCCCUUGGAUCACACACCUUAGCUACACAGAUGAAGCAUGAAUUGUCGCAGAUUGAUGCCAGGAAACCUGAUAUAACUGGAUUAGUGAAAGUUGCAGACAUGUUAGCAGCACAAGAAUGUACAAAUGGUUUCUCUCUCCAGUUUGAUGAUGAAGGAACUAUAAUAAGUUUGAAGGAUCCAAUUACUAAGAGGGAAUGGGCAUCUGCAUCAAAUCCAAUAGGCAGAUUUGCAUACAAGUCUUUAAACCAAUCAGAUUUUGACUACUUUAAUGGCAGCUAUCCAUAUUCUAAACAUUUCCAAUUGGGAAUAGGAAAACCCAAUAUGUCAGCUAAUGCAAAACCAGAGAGUAAAAUAUGGAAGAUGAAAAUGACAGAUCUCUUCAAAGGUUCAAAGUGUAACUUUGUAAUGAUGGCAACCUUUGUGGACCAUUCCUGUAUGUCAGACUAUGGCUGUCCAGUAUCUAUUACUGUAGAAUAUAAUGCUGAAAUCAACCAAAACACUGGCCAAGGUGGUGUAGACAUUACCUUACAGUGGUUUAAGAAAGCACCAACCAGGCUACCAGAAUCUAUAUACUUUGUAUUUCAACCAGUACAGAAUACAGACAUGUCAUGGAAACUUCACAAACUAGGACAGAUGAUUGACCCUUUAAAUGUUAUACUCAAUGGCAGUCAGAGGCAGCAUGCUGUAGACAAAGGAGUAUACUACACAGACAGUAAUUGUAAAGGACUAGAGAUAUUAUCUUAUGAUGUAGCACUGGUGAAUGUACUGACUCCACAGCAUUAUGUCAGUCCUAUACCACUACCCUUAAAACCAUUAAAGGAGGUCAAUGGAAUGGCGUUUAACUUGUAUAACAAUAUAUGGGAUGUUAAUUGGAUAUUCUGGUACCCCUAUGAAAAGAGAGAUCUUGAUCAAAAAUUCAGAUUUAGAAUCAAUAUUUCCUAGAUUCAUAUCAAUUGUUUAACAAGCUUCUUUUUAUAGCAAUUCCAUGUUUUUAUAUCUUUUUUUAAUCAUAUAUAAUAUAUUUUUCUGUUUAUCCUCCUUGUCUCAUGAGUUUUUGUGCUAUUAAGAGUGCAUUGUGAUGUCACAAUUUCCAUUUAAAAAGCAUGCAUAAUACAAAUUCAUAUGAUGUAAUAAAACUUAUGAUCUGACCAUAAACUUGUUAAUCUCUUGAUCUGUAAAGGAGAGUCUGAGACUUCCAAUUUAUCAAAAUCUCUCAAUAAUGUCUUAGAAAGACAUAGUUAUUUAUUUUUUCUUUAUGAAAAAUAGUAUAUAGAGCAUGGAAUCGUUCUCUAUAUUCUUUGUUCUAGUUUCCACAAAAUCAAAGAAAAUCCAUAAAAAUUGUUAUCUCUUUUGUGCUGUUGUUUACAUUUGUUGUUUUUAUAUUCAAAUAAAAAAAUAUAUUUGUACCAAUGUUAAUGUAUAUAUGUUAAGAUAUGAUUUGUUUGUUUUGGAGGUUUCAUAACUUACGCAUGAUAUCACUCAUAUCAGUGGUGGAUCCAGGAAUAAAAAAGGGGGGGAGUGUAAAGCCCCUCUUGGCUUUUCCUUUAUUAUUUUGAAUGUCAUCUGUAUUUUCGUUUUUUCAAGCCAUAUUUAAUUUUUGCAAAUGUUAGAUAUAUGUUUAAAUUUGUGUUAUUUGUUUUCAAUGUUUAAAACAGAAACUUAAACAUUCCAAAUAGAACAUAUAAUAGUUCUUGUGCUUUUUUUCCUCUUGAUAUAUAUUGAUAUAGAUUGAUUGGUUCUUUGGUGUUUAACAUUUUUUAAAAAGUAAAAUCAAAUUGUUUUUCUUGAAAUGAUAAUGGAAACUCAAAGACUUUUGAUUCAAUAAGUUACGAUUUAAAAUGAUUUAAUUUGUUUUAAAUUGAAGUUUAAUGAACAACUAAGUUGUUAAUGUAUCUGCAUGGCUUUUUUUUAUAAGUAUACUUGCACCUACAAGUCUGAAUAGUGGUUUCCUGUUUUAGGAAACAAGUUUUCACAGCAUUUGUUAUUUUAAAUCUAAUAAAGCAUAAAAUUUCUAAAUUUAACCUUUAGAUGUGGAAUAUUUUAGAAAUGUUUUGGAAAAGGAGAUACAUCAUGAAAACUAUUUUUGAAAGUUGUAAGCUAUGCAUAAUAUGUAAGGAUACUUCAAUGCUAAAAAUCAAAAUUUGUAAAAACACUUAUAUUCUAAUUUUGUAAUUUUUAUUAUAAAUUUGAUCAGUUAACCUUCCGAUAAUAUGUGUGUGCCUGAUUCUAUGUAGAGUUGUACUUCAUUAUAUGUAUUGUUAUUUUUUUUAUAUGUUAUAUCAGGGUUUUUUUAAAUGUCUUUAUGAUAUUUGUACUGCAGAUAUGGAAAUAUAUUUCGUAUUGUUACUUUGGGGUAAAGAUUGCCUAAAAUUCAAUCAAAAAUCCAUGGUACUGACCUGACAUUAAUAAAGGCAACAGUAGGAUACCGCUGUUCAAAACUCAUAAAUCCAUGGACAAAAAACUAAAUCGAAGUAACAAACUAAAACUGAGGGAUUAAACUCUUCCAAGGUUUAUUACUACUUUUGAGAUACAAAAAAUAUAGUGCGUUGGUUAUAACAUCCUAUCCAUGAUCACUUCCAGAAAAUUAUUAAUGAAAUGUAUGCUCAGAUAUUGAAAUUACAAAACGAUAUUUUACUUGUCAAGAAAAUUCCAUAACAUGUGCAAGGUGCAGGAAUCUAAUAAUUGUUUUAGAAAUUUAAAAUGAUAACAUUGAUAAAGUAAUCUUUAAAAUUGGAAUUAUCUUUCUUUUGUUCAUACUUUUAGUACAAUCAAUGCUUUUACAAUGUUUAAUUUUAUUUCCCACUGUUAAAUUAAAGCAAUCUUUACCCGUCGGUGUUUACAAGCACUUUGAUUAUUGUGAUAAUGUUCAAUCUAGUAAAUGAUUUUUAAAAAAAUAAUUUAAGGUGGAACACAACACUUACACUAAAAUUAAUUUGGCUCGUUUAAUUUUCAUAAAAUUUUGUCAAAUUAUUUACUUUGACCCUUUAACAAAAAUAUAAAAAUUUCAAAAUUUUUGAACCAACCGUUUUGUCAGAAGAAAUACACUGGCAGUUUGACAAACAACAAUUUUCAUCAUUGAGAAGCUUACUAUUCCUUUUACAACACAUCGUAAUUAAAACGUUUAGCUGACUUUACAGAGUUAUCUUCCUGUAGUGUUAGGUACCACCUUAAACAUCACAAGAAAAGAGAAAGCAGUAUCAACAGAAUGCUUAAUUCAAGUGUGAAAUGUACGAUAAAGACAUUGUCUCUGAUAUUUGUUUACAAGCAGGGACAAUGUUCCAACAUCUAUAUAAUUUACAUUAAGGACAGAGCUAAUGAAAUAUUCUUAUAUUUUGUAUGGAUCGAGCCAAAUAAAUUUGAGUGAAAGUGUUGAAUACAGGCGGGGAUCCAGAGGGGGGGUUCCAGGGGUUGCCCCCCCCCCUUUUUUGUGUGUCGUACAAUGCAUUUGAAUGGGUACAUGUAGUUGGAACCCCCCCUUUGUCCUGAAAAAGGCCCCCCCCCCAUUUUUUAAAUGGCUGGAUCCGCCCCUGGGGUACCACCUUAAAGUAAAUAAAAUUGUCCUCAAAAAUGCUUACUGUUACAAACAAUUGUGUCUAAACCUAUCUAGGCAAUCUUCCAGUUAAGAAAUCAUAAAUGUACUCUUUGAAUUUAAAAAGGAGUAAGUUCCAUAAGGUUCAACUUUGGGACAAUUAUUCAAUGUUUCAGCAUAAAAUGUAUUAUAAGCUGACGAAAAGACAUGUGAGAAAGUUAAAUGAUUUUUUUUUGGCUGAAGAUUUCAUUUUUAAGCAUAUAUUUUUGCAUCCAAAAUAGGUUACAAAAACAGUGAUUUUUGCGAUAUUUGCUCAAAUUGUCCAGAAUUUCAACCAAAUUAAGACUUAAGGAAACAUAAAGCGCAGGCAACCACAAACAAAAUAUUCAUGCACUCUUUGGUUUAUCUCCAAAAUUUCAAUGUAAAUUUACCCAUAUUGUCAAAUUUUCAUGGAAAAUCAAAAUAAGUGCUAUUUGUGACAUCAUGAAAAGAAUGCCAAAAAAAAAAUAAUUCUCAACAAAAAGACGUUUUUCCAAUCUAGUCAUUAUAUGAUUCUUUGUUUCAUUGGUCAAUAAAUCAUACUUUCAUACCAUUUUAGGGCCUUAUUGAAACCUACACCUUUGAGUACAAGCUUAGAAUAAAGACCAUACAAUAACGUUUCAAAACUAUGAAUAACUACAAAAUAACUUAUACAAACCCUCAACAUUGAAACACAUAUUUAUGAUAGCAUGUUUCAAAUGUAUUUGUCUUGAAAAUUCCAUAUAGACUAUUAAAUAAGAAU
Mytilus trossulus (common blue mussel) is the source of this 5634-nucleotide messenger RNA. RefSeq lists its product as uncharacterized. Bases 50 to 2266 code for a protein of 738 amino acids. The record is from RefSeq and is a predicted model, not a curated record. Lineage: Eukaryota; Metazoa; Mollusca; Bivalvia; Mytilida; Mytilidae. The transcript has 14 exons.